AUGGCGGCCGCCUCCCUCGCGCGCCUCUCCCGCCGCGCCACCACGUCCGCUGCCGCCGCGGCGCCAUCCCUCCGGCGCCUCCUCUCGGCCACCUCCACCGCCCCCGCCGCGGCAUCCGCCCCGCCGCCGCCCCCCAGCGCGGCCGCCGCCGCGGCCGUGGGCGCGGAUCGGGUGCGGUGGGACUACCGCGGGCAGCGGCAGCUCGUGCCGCUGGGACAGUGGAUGCCCAAGGUGGCCGUGGACGCGUACGUCGCUCCCGAGGCCGUGCUCGCCGGCCAGGUCACCGUCCACGACGGCGCCUCCGUCUGGAGCGGCGCCGUCCUGCGUGGGGACCUCAACAAGAUCACGCUCGGCUUCUGCGCCAGCGUCCAGGAGCGAUGCGUCCUCCAUGCCGCAUGGGCGGCGCCCACAGGGCUUCCAGCUGAGACACUUGUCGAUCGGUAUGUGACAGUGGGUGCCUACUGUCUGCUGCGCUCUUGCACCAUCGAGCCUGAGUGCAUCAUUGGCCAGCACUCUAUCCUCAUGGAAGGUUCGCUGGUCGAGACCAACUCAAUCCUUGAAGCUGGCUCUGUAUUGGCCCCAGGAAGGCGGAUUCCGACCGGUGAACUCUGGGCUGGAAGCCCAGCUAGGUUUGUCCGGAAGCUGACCAAUGAGGAGAUCAUGGAGAUUCCAAAGCUCGCAACAGCCAUCAACGAUCUGAUGCAAAGCCAUUUCUCGGAGUUCCUUCCUUACUCUAACGCUUAUUUGGAGGUAGAGAAGUUGAAGAAGUCGUUCUCGAUCCCCCUGUAA
This is a messenger RNA of Miscanthus lutarioriparius, 789 nucleotides long. The record is from the annotation of a GenBank genome assembly. NCBI's taxonomy places the organism in Eukaryota, Viridiplantae, Streptophyta, Magnoliopsida, Poales, Poaceae.